CUUGGUGGUUGGAGCCGGAGCCCGGCUUUUAGCAGCUGUGGUUGCGGAAGGCUGCGGCCAGUUUUUUUUUUAGACAAUGGCCACAUACCUGGAGUUCAUUCAGCAGAAUGAAGAACGUGAUGGUGUGCGUUUUAGUUGGAAUGUGUGGCCUUCCAGCAGACUCGAGGCUACAAGAAUGGUUGUUCCCCUUGCUUGUCUUCUCACUCCUUUAAAAGAACGUCCAGACCUGCCUCCCGUACAGUAUGAACCAGUGCUCUGCAGCAGGCCAACUUGCAAAGCCAUUCUCAAUCCACUUUGUCAGGUUGAUUAUCGAGCAAAGCUUUGGGCCUGUAAUUUCUGUUUCCAGAGAAAUCAGUUUCCUCCAGCUUACGCAGGCAUAUCUGAGGUGAACCAGCCUGCUGAAUUGAUGCCCCAGUUUUCUACAAUUGAGUACGUGAUACAGCGAGGUGCCCCAUCCCCUCUGAUCUUCCUGUAUGUGGUAGACACGUGUCUGGAGGAUGAUGACCUCCAAGCACUCAAGGAGUCCCUGCAGAUGUCCCUGAGCCUACUCCCUCCGGACGCGCUGGUGGGUUUGAUCACGUUUGGGAGGAUGGUACAGGUUCAUGAACUCAGCUGCGAGGGCAUCUCCAAGAGUUACGUCUUCCGGGGUACGAAGGACCUUACUGCCAAGCAGAUCCAGGACAUGCUGGGCCUGACCAAGCCUACGAUGCCCGUGCAGCCAGUGCGCCCGGCUCAGCCGCAGGAGCGCCCGUCUGUGUCCACCAGGUUUCUGCAGCCCAUUCACAAGAUUGACAUGAACCUCACUGAUCUCCUUGGGGAACUACAGAGGGACCCGUGGCCUGUACCUCAGGGAAAGAGGCCUUUGCGAUCCACUGGUGUUGCCUUGUCCAUUGCUGUAGGCCUGUUGGAGGGCACUUUUCCAAACACGGGAGCCAGGAUCAUGCUGUUCACUGGGGGACCCCCCACCCAGGGACCUGGCAUGGUGGUUGGAGAUGAAUUAAAGGUUCCUAUUCGUUCCUGGCAUGACAUUGAGAAAGACAAUGCCCGCUUCAUGAAAAAGGCAACCAAGCACUAUGAGAUGCUUGCAAACCGCACUGCUGCAAACGGUCACUGCAUUGAUAUUUACGCCUGUGCCCUUGAUCAGACUGGACUCCUGGAGAUGAAGUGUUGUCCAAAUCUUACUGGAGGCUACAUGGUGAUGGGAGAUUCUUUCAACACUUCUCUCUUCAAGCAGACAUUCCAAAGAAUUUUCAGUAAAGAUUUUAAUGGCAAUUUCCGAAUGGCCUUUGGUGCUACUUUGGAAGUAAAGACCUCAAGGGAGCUGAAGGUUGCAGGAGCCAUCGGACCCUGUGUGUCUCUGAAUGUGAAAGGACCGUGUGUGUCAGAAAACGAGCUUGGUGUCGGUGGCACGAGCCAGUGGAAAAGCUGUGGCCUGGAUCCCACGACGACGUUCGGCAUCUACUUUGAAGUAGUCAACCAGCACAACGCCCCGAUCCCGCAAGGAGGCCGAGGUGCCAUCCAGUUCGUCACGCACUACCAGCACUCGAGCACCCAGCGGCGCAUCCGUGUGACCACCGUUGCCCGCAAUUGGGCAGACGUGCAGAGCCAGCUGAAGCACAUCGAAGCGGCAUUUGACCAGGAGGCGGCGGCGGUGCUGAUGGCGCGGCUAGGGGUGUUCCGAGCCGAGUCAGAGGAGGGGCCAGACGUGCUCCGGUGGCUGGACCGACAGCUCAUCCGGCUGUGUCAGAAGUUUGGACAGUAUAACAAAGAAGACCCCAUGUCAUUUAGGUUAUCAGAUUCCUUCUCUUUAUAUCCUCAGUUCAUGUUCCAUCUUAGAAGGUCUCCAUUCCUUCAAGUCUUCAACAACAGCCCUGACGAGUCUUCAUACUAUCGGCACCACUUUGCCCGGCAGGACCUCACCCAGUCCCUCAUCAUGAUCCAGCCCAUCCUGUAUUCCUACUCCUUCCACGGGCCCCCAGAGCCUGUGCUCCUGGAUAGCAGCAGCAUUCUUGCUGACAGAAUUCUGCUCAUGGACACUUUCUUCCAAAUUGUCAUUUAUCUUGGUGAGACCAUAGCCCAGUGGCGGAAGGCAGGCUACCAGGACAUGCCCGAGUAUGAAAACUUCAAGCACCUCCUGCAGGCGCCCCUGGACGAUGCACAGGAGAUCCUGCAGGCGCGGUUCCCGAUGCCGCGGUACAUCCACACAGAGCACGGGGGCAGCCAGGCUCGAUUUCUUUUGUCCAAAGUGAAUCCAUCUCAGACACACAAUAACCUGUAUGCUUGGGGACAGGAAACGGGAGCGCCCAUCCUCACUGAUGACGUUAGCCUGCAGGUGUUCAUGGACCAUCUGAAGAAGCUGGCUGUCUCCAGUGCUUGUUGAGCUAAGGAUAUAGGCAGGAAAUGGAAGAAAACACUGUCACUUUGUGUUCACAGUUGUUUAUAAAGGCUUAACAUUCCUCUUACUUGGCCAGUGGAUUUUAAUAAAUAAUCAAAGGAAGUGUUAGUAACUCUUUAGAUUUUAAUUUAUUUGUAUUCCUUAUCUGUGCC
This is a messenger RNA of Budorcas taxicolor (takin), 2547 nucleotides long. RefSeq names its product SEC23 homolog B, COPII coat complex component (gene SEC23B). Gene Ontology annotation, cellular component: endoplasmic reticulum exit site; COPII vesicle coat. Gene Ontology annotation, biological process: COPII-coated vesicle cargo loading; COPII-coated vesicle budding; intracellular protein transport. The record is from RefSeq and is a predicted model, not a curated record. Gene Ontology annotation, molecular function: GTPase activator activity; zinc ion binding. Lineage: Eukaryota; Metazoa; Chordata; Mammalia; Artiodactyla; Bovidae. Bases 77 to 2380 code for a protein of 767 amino acids. The transcript has 20 exons.